GAUUAGAGUCUCUGAAUCAACAGAAACACAAAUACAAAAUGAUCAUUCCAAGCGUGCUAGUUUUACCAUAUCCAGCUCAAGGACAUGUCAAUCCCAUGAUGAACUUCUCACAAAAUUUGGUUGAGCAUGGAUGCAAAGUCUAUUUUGUGAACACAGACUUCAACCACAAGCGAGUGGUGAGUUCCAUGGUAGAGCAGAAAGAAAGACUUGAUGAAUCACUGUUAAAGUUGGUGUCAAUCCCGGAUGGUUUAAGACCUGAGGAUGACAGAAGAGAUUUUAAUAAGCUAAGUGAUGCUAUACUAAUCUCCAUGCCUUCAAUGCUUCAGAAGCUCAUAGAGGAAAUUCAUUUGAAUGGUGAGGAUAGAAUCAUCUGUAUAGUUGCAGAUUUGAAUAUGGGAUGGGCUUUGAAUGUUGGGAACAAGUUGGGAAUCAAAGGAGCAGCCUUCUGGCCUGCAUCAGCAGCUAUAUUUGCCUUUCACUGCAACAUCCCCACACUUAUUGAUAAAGGGAUCAUAGUUUCUGAUGGAUUACCAAUCACUAAAAACACAUUUCGGAUAUCACCAACUAUUCCUAUGAUGGACACAGGAUCCGUUCCAUGGAAAGCUAUAGCUGGCUCAAUAAUUUUUAAAAAAUUAAUUAAAGUUAGUACGGAGAUCGUAGAAAUUACAAAUUUGACAGAGUGGUGGCUUUGCAACACUACAUUUGAACUUGAACAUGAGGUAUUGUCCUUUGUUCCGAAGCUCCUACCAGUUGGUCCAUUGCUGAGAAGUUAUGACAAUAAAAGUGUAAAUGCAAGAUCAAUUGGACAGUUCUGGGAAGAAGAUUUGUCCUGCAUGGAUUGGCUUGAUCAGCAACCUCGUCACUCUGUUUUGUAUGUUGCAUUUGGUAGUUUUAAUCUUUUGGAUCAAAACCAAUUCAAAGAACUAGCACUUGGACUAGACCUUACAAAUAGACCUUUUCUUUGGGUUGUGCGUCAAGAUUCCAAUUGUACCAAUAACAUAACAUACCCAAAUGAAUUCAUAGGUCGUAAAGGUAAGAUAGUUUCAUGGGCUCCACAACAAAAGGUGCUAAGCCACCCUGCCAUAGCUUGUUUUGUUAGCCAUUGUGGUUGGAAUUCAACCAUGGAAGGUUUGUCUAAUGGGGUGCCCUUCCUAUGCUGGCCAUAUUUUUGUGACCAAUUUUUUAACAAAAAAUACAUUUGUGUUGAGUUAAAGGUUGGACUUGGAUUUGACUCAGAUGAAAAUAGAUUCGUGUCACGGUGGGAGAUUAAAACAAAAGUGGACCGACUUGUUAGUGAUGAGAAAAUAAGAUCAAGGUCUCUGAAGUUAAAGGAAAACGUAAUGAGCACAGCAGAAGGAAGUAUGUCUUCAGAGAAUUUCAACAGGUUUGUGAAGUGGCUUAAAGAUUAA
This is a messenger RNA of Gastrolobium bilobum, 1409 nucleotides long. Its product is annotated as UDP-glycosyltransferase 83A1-like. Gene Ontology annotation, molecular function: UDP-glycosyltransferase activity. The coding region runs from base 39 to 1409 and encodes 456 amino acids. NCBI's taxonomy places the organism in Eukaryota, Viridiplantae, Streptophyta, Magnoliopsida, Fabales, Fabaceae. The transcript has 2 exons. The record is from RefSeq and is a predicted model, not a curated record.